Molecule: messenger RNA, 7566 nt
Organism: Zootermopsis nevadensis
Lineage: Eukaryota; Metazoa; Arthropoda; Insecta; Blattodea; Termopsidae
Product: transmembrane protein 169
Source: RefSeq, a predicted model, not a curated record
UGUAUUAAAUUAAGCUGAGAGGAAGAAGUUGCUUAUAGUGAAAAAAAUGGGUGAAACUGCAGGAAGGGGUAUAAUGUGGCCCUACUUUGUAGUGGUGUUUCUAUAGCAUCAAAUGUUUGCCAGACUUAUAGUUUAGAAAUUUGAUUAUCUCCAAGUUGGAGGGAACUAGCACUAAACCUGUGAAUUAAUCCUUAGGUAUCAUGUUGGUUAUUUGUAAUACUGGAAAUUCUGAAACAAGCUAAACUAUGUCUGUUCAACCUUCAAAAUCUGCAUAAUCUAAUAAUUAAUCCAGUUUACAUCUGCACAGCCUUCUUUGUUCAAACAUCCAGGCCCAUUUGUUUUGCAUAAUGGAAGUACAAGAGAAACCAGUUUUUAUGCCUCCUAAAAAAAGGACUUCUGGAAAGCGGUUUACUGCAAGUACUCAUGCUGACCAUAUCAUGACAGUUCAGAUCAAGGCUCAGAAUCCAUCAGAAAGCAGUUUGUCAUCCAAAACAAAUAAUGUUAAUGGCAAUGGAACAGUGGAUAUUGGCAUUGCUCUGGAGACAGAUAUUCAUAGUAUUCCCAACAGCUGUGACAUAAAUGGUAAGAAACUAUCAGAUCCCUCACCUAUGAUUGAAAAUGGACAUGUGUCGGGUAUUCUUAAUUCAUCAUCAGCAACAGCAUUGCAUCAUCCAGAGCAAGCAAGCACAAACACCAGUUUAAGUCAGAGUGAACAAAGCCUUGAUAUGGAUCUUAUCCAUGAGACAGUGGAAACUAAGAAAGCUAAAGCCAAGAAGAAGGUGAAUAUUUGCACUGAUCGUGAGGAUUUAGAAGAAGAAGAUGCUUCAAGUAAUGUCGAAACAAUGGCACUUAGACGAGGUUCAGAGACAUCUGAUUCAGUGGCUGAUAACUCUGGUGUGAGUGGAAGCACAGAUGGCUGCCUCACCAUGACAGGCACCAUUAAACGUGGGAAGAAAGCUGGCCAAAGUGUGGAUGUGCGGUUGAAUAUGUCUCGUGAAGAAUUGGAGGUUCUGGAGGCUGUUAUUGCAGCCAAAUGCCAUACUUCAACUUCACCUAGUUCUUGGUUCACUUGUGGUCAAAGGAAAGGGCCACACAUUACCAUAUGGACAGUUUUGUGUCUCCCUUUUGUCAUUGCAAUAUCUUGCGUCUACUCCUUCUAUAUGGGAACAAUCACAUGGUACAAUGUUUUCACAUAUUACACUGAAGAAAAGCCUAUUUUGUGCAGAAUCCUCGUGACCCCAUUUCUUAUUCUUCUUUAUCCAUUUCUUAUUUUAAUUUUUACUAUAGGUCUUGGCCUUUAUGCUGGAAUAGUACAGAUUUCCUGGUUUUUUGACAGUUGGUACAAAGAGAUUACAGAUUUAGAGAAGGGGUUUUAUGGUUGGUUAUGUGCUGCAUUGAAACAUGAAGAUUGCUCCCCAUAUGAAGUAGUAGUUCUAACAGAUAUUCAGAGUUCAUUGGAAGGAGAUCAACCAAAGAGGUCUUCUUCUGAGAACUCCACUGCAUAAUACGUGACUUCCUCUUGCAUAUUUUGCAAUAUUAAAUUAUAGAUUUCUUUGUAUUCAUAUAUUCUCAAAUGGCAGAUGUUUGUCUCACACACACACAAGGAACUUAUCAUUGUACAAGGUAUCUUUUCCAUUUAUUGUGUUUAGAAAUUGAAAAUUGGUUUGCCCAUUGUUUACUGAGGAUGGUAGUAAUUAAUGAUGCAGUUCCUUAAAGGAUAGUGUUCGGUAUAUACAUAUUUGGAAAGUUGUAAUUACAGUUUUCUUGGAUUAAUUUGAAAAUAAACAAAUACCUUAUCUAAUAUGCAAGGCAAAAAUAAAUAAAUUGAAAGGAGAAUUUAUCAGAUGAAGUGUGAUUCUGCCUUUAUUUCCUUAUUGAGAAAGUUCAUAACACUAAAAAAUUUAUUGUGCCUUAGUUUGAGCCCUUGCAGGUGGUUUUGCAAUUUGUAUAUUUCUAGGUUACCUGAAGUCUUGGAUUGCAGAUCCAAAAAUAAAGUGGAUAUGCGUGCUCUGAUAUUGUACCGACUCUUUAUCACUAGACAAAAUUUCCUUUAAGAUCUGCUACAGUUAAGUCCUGAUAUUAGGUAUUCGACUUUUAUUUAACAGGACUCAUUUGAAUCUCAGUGAAGAUUACUGUAAGUUUUCAUAGGUCCUUCUAGGCAACAAAGGUCAUGUUUUCCUCUGUUUCUCUGUUACACACAGUAUAAUAGAGACCAUUUUGACCUCUGUAUUUGUAAUUCAUUUAUGACUCCUUCAAUGACAAUCUUAAAAUUUCUUAUGGUUCUGUGUGUGUGUGCGUGGGCAUGUGCAUGCUAUUAUCAGGGAUGGAAAUGGCUUCAUAGAACUGGAAAGACACUCCUGUAAAAGGUAGAUGAUCCAGUUCAGUAGAAAAUUCAGGGAAUGACCAGUGUAUAUUAUAAAGAAGUUACUACAAAGCAUAUUCAGAAUUUUUUUCCUAUAUGCAUCAUUGUUGGGAACAGUAAUUAUGGCAUUCAGUAUAAUUUAGUCCCACAAAUUAAUACACAAUGUAUUGCACCAUUACCAGAACCUUUAAACAUCAACAGAUAUGACAUCUUAAAACAAGAGGAAUACUUUUGUUCAGUAAGUUAGAAAGUGUACACAUAGCAUUAUAAUUCUGUUGCAUUUUCCAGAAUUUGACCUUUGUGAAUGACACCAGUAACAUUAGACUUGCCUGGGCUCAAUGAUUUUUGUGUGGUCUUGGUGAUAACAUCAUCACAGAAAUGGAUAGUUGAGGAUAUUCAACCAGUCCCUCUUAUGAGCAAAAAUGCAUAUAGUCAACAUAAUACACAAUGUGCCCAUUGUAGUUAUUUGAUCUUAACCAAAAUUGGAAUGGGUUGAUAAAUUUUAAUAAAACUCUCAAUUAUCAGUUUCAUGAACAUCUGUUUAGGUGUUCUUGAUGGGCAGAGCGAAGAUAAUAGGCACCUUUUUGAAACUUUUAGUUGCAAACACAUGUAUUUUAUUUAGUUGUAGUUUUUUUAUGAUGCUUUCUCAGUAGCUCAGGCUAUAUAGUGUCAUGCAAGCAUGUGUAAGAAGGCAUUCUAGAAAUGAGUAAAUGGCAUCUGUGCCCAUUUCCAGCCCUGACUAUAGUUGGACGGAAGCCGGUGUUGUUCAGUGCAUUAUUUUUAGAGAAUUACAUAUUGGUCAUUUAAAUACUGAAGUAUUCUACUGUCAGUAAUGCAUCAAUUACUAUGCAGCAGAUAUCAAGGUCACUUGUCAUGGCAUAAUUCAUUUAUAUUAAACUAGCCAACAUUUAUAUAUUAUUUAACACACCUUUAUGUUUAAACAUUCCAAACAGGUUUUAGCUGUAUUUGUAAUUGUACAUAAUAGUAUUUUAUCAAACAGAUUAUCUCAUGCCUGAGUAUUACAUGUCCUGUAGAGUGGUAUUUCUUAAAUGAAUACUUUCCUUUUCAAGUACAGUAUGUGAAUGAGGUUUUGAAAUUGUUACACCUAGUUUUGGCAUGUGGAAUCAUGCAAUUAAUACAUCAACAGUAAGAACAUAAUUUCACAUAUUCUUGGACAAAAUAAGUAUAUAAUACACAAGCUUCUUUGAAAUUGCAUUUAUAGGUUUGUUUACUUUAUUUAUAAGAGAAUAAAGCUUGAUGAGAUAUAAAAUGUUAGGAAGGCAGAAUUAAAUAAAACCUUUGUAAGUGCAAGGAGCACACAUUUAAUGUAACAUGUUAUAGUUACGGAAAAAGGGCUAUCCAUGUUCUGGGGCCUGUAUAGAGUAAUUAUAUGCCUGUUCUAUUGAUGUCUUCAAAAACAGUAUGUUAGCCGAUUUUAUAUUAAAAAUUUACUCCAUGACCUUCAAGUAAUCUUACCCAUUUAACCCUUUAAAGAACUGUGGUAACUACGUGUACCACUUACAUUAGUGAUCAGUAACUGUGCAUUUUCCCCUACAAUUUAGAUAUAGAUGUCAUAUGAAUCAGAAUAAGAAUCAGUUAUUCCCCUAACAGCAUUGACCACCUGAUCUUUGUAAUGGAGGUGCAUUGUCUUCUUUGAGGUAGGGACUGUGUUUAUUAUUUAGAUGAGCUUCAACUUCAGGAGGAAAUUAGUCUGACUUAAAAUAGAACAUAAGCUAUUGAUUAUUCAGGAUUUUUAUAUAGUCAGUAUACCAAAAUUUUGCUAUGACUUUUUGGCAAUGACAAUUCAUAUUUUAAUUAAUAUUGUGGAAAAUAAAUACUGUAGAUUAAAGUUCAGUAGAUGAGAGAUGCUAGUUAUGACCCAUUUUAAGGAACUAUUCCAUAAUUUUCAGAUAUUAGGAUGAUAAAAUCAGAAAGGAGAAUUUGAUGGGUGCAGCAUGGGAACAUGAGAAAUGUGAACAAAACUUUGGUUAGAAUGCCUGAAAUGAAGUGACUAUUCAGAAGAUCUAGGCAUACAUGGGAGGAUUAUAUUAAAAUGGAUCUAAAUGCAAUAGGGUGGGAGGGUGUGGAUUAGAUUCAUGUGGCUCAUGAUAGGGGUCACUGGGUUCUUGUGAACAUGGUAGUGAACCUUUAGAUUCCAUUAAAAGGCAGGGAAUUUCUUGACCAGCAAAGCAUAAUAUGUAUCAGCUUUAAAAGGCCUCUGCUCUGUCAAGUUAGAGACACUCUGUUGCCUUUACCAGUAUAAAAAGCUCAAUUAACAUAAGCAUUUAGGCCUUACAUAUGGGAAAAGACCAGUACAGCAGUUGAAAGUUAAACAUAAAACUGAAGCAUUGUAAUAAAAUAAGAAUUUAGAAAAUUUUAAAUAGUUAAUCUGUUAUUAAAGUAACUUAUUGUUGAAAUUUUAGUGUGACUAAAAAAACUUUCAAAACAUUCCUCAGAAAUUAGAGCUGGCAGAUUAUAUAUUAUGUGGCACCUCAUGGGGAAGAUACAGUUGAAGAAUUUCUUUGUUGAGCAUUUUAGAAAUUCUGAGGGUAGAAGAUGUGAAUAUAUAAAGUACAGAUGUGCAGGGUAAUAGUUGACAGGAGCUCUGACAACAGGACAAAUUGCUAACAGUGAUCUGUGAUUGGGGUUGGUUACAAAGUAGAUGUACUCAUAUGAUGGAAAGAGUACUAUAUCUCUUCUGAUAAUGCAAGUAUUUAAAUAAUCUGCUCAGAUCUGUGGCUUAACCUGAAAUGACUGAUGUCACAACAGAGUGACAUUUGCACCACAAGGUUUUUUUAUUAGCUUAUGCUUGGCAGACAACCCAUCUGUCUUCUGAGCUAGCUGAUGCUCUGUCUGUCUUUUAAUAUACAUCAUGGCAAAGACAUUGAGGAACAGCUGUACUAACCUAAUUGUGAUAAAUAGCCUUAAAAGUUAUCUGCAGAUUAUGAAUACCCAAGAUGGGCUUUUUGGUGCCACAUAUACACAGUAAGGGACAGUGGUCUGUUAGAACAUACUGCAUUUUUAUGUGGUACAUCCAAGACAGAAUGAUGGGAAACUUUCCUUCCAUAUAUGCAUUCCAUUAGAUCUCUUGAAGUUGUGAUUAUAAAGUUCUAGCCCAUGAAAUUAUUUGCUCACAAUACCAUAUCACCAAACUAUGUGUAUGGACAUCAGAAACUCACUUUCCAGUAUAUAUGGAUAGAAAAUGGCAGCUGAUGAAACAGAACACUGAUAGAUGUGAAUGGAUUGUAGAAUGCAGUACUGUUUUUACUGAGUUAAGUGAGGAAUGAGACUGAAACAUUUUCUUGAUUAAUGCUCUUUUAUGGUACUUGGACCAAUUAAUACUUCAAUAUAAUAAUGUGUGUGAGUCAUCAAAAAUAUUUGGAUAUCCUUUAUUUUAGAAUUCGUAUAUUUUGCCUGAUGAGCACAAGAAUUUAAUGUGGCUCUAUUACCAAGGUGUUUCAUAAAAUAUGAAUUCUUGAAAUGUUUGUAACAUAAUACAGUUUGAUGUGUUGGUAUUUGUAACCUAAACUUUGUGUCAAAAGUGUGUGUGUUUUAAUGUAGCAUUUGAUACAUGAUACCUACACUAGGCAUGCAUGAAUAUUUUAUCAAAUGUUGCUCACUUCUCUGCCUGUUUAAGCAUAUAUAAAUUUCUUGUCUGUGGUCACAAGUUGUUGGUUAUAGAUGGAUUUUUCUGUUAAGUAAAUGUUUUGAAAUCAGAGAUAAACGUGUUAUUCUAGUGUAAAGUCAUCUUAAACACUGCUUACUUACAGGUGUCAUAUUUCAUGCACACAUGCAGUGUGGAAGUCCGAGUGCUUAAGUCAUGUACAUUCAUGUGUGUGUAUGGAGCUUUAAGAAUUAUGGUUGCCUGCACGUCAUGCUUGACCACCCUGGUGCAUUUAUAGCCCUGUGUGUGUGUAUAUACAUCAAAGUAUAAUCUUAGUUCAUAACCAUAACAAAUUCAGUGUAAAAGUUAAAUAGUGCUAGAAAUAAGAGGCAGGCCCAAAUGGCUGUAUAUCUCUGGUUUCAAAUUGAUGAACGCUGUCGUGAUAUUAUAAUUGUGUGUACUCCUUCAGUGACAUGAAGAAAUGUGUCUGUGAUAUAUUCCAAAUACUUUAUUCCAGAAUUAGUCUGAUGUGAUUUAUGGCCGUUGCUAUGCUCAGAUUCACAGUUGUGUAUCUAUUUAGGGCUUGCGUGCAUUUUAAUAUCACAACAAUUCAAUUGCCACACUGAAUUCUGAAUAAUCUUCAUUUGUGCUAAAACCGUUCUUAUAGUGUAGGUUGGUUCUAAACAGUUAUUUUCCCCCCACCCUUCCCCCAAUAUAUCAGUAGCUGAGUGGUUAGAAGACAUCUGUCUACAGCAGAUACUGGUGACUGCUAUGGCCUAAACUCAACUUUUCAGAAUGGUGUGAACCUCUCCUUUGCAGAUCUUGCCUUAUUUACAUUGCAUUUUUUGGGAGUUGGUGGUUAGGAAUUUAUGUAACAAAGUACUUGUGAUUAUAUGUAGUAUGUUUUCAAAACAUUAUUGGGAUAUUUGGAGAUGGCAAUAAUUUGAGAUAAAAGCCUUAAUUCAGUAGCAUCAGUAUUAAUUUGUCAGUAUUAAGAGCAAGAAAUCAGUUAAGUACAGUGUACUGAUAAUUUGAGCCCUUUUACUCAAUAAUGAAACUUACAAUUGUUAUGCAGGCCAUGGUGAAAACACAAGCAUGGAAGACAUGUGGCAGUGGAGUGAAAACAUACUCACUUAUUUAAGAGCAGAAACAGGUGCCUCCUAUGGUAUUUAGAUGAAUGUCAUGUAGUGAGCACUGGUGUCCUCCAUGGCACUCAUGUAAAGACCUAUGUUCUAUAAGAAUGUGCCAUUUUUUCUCAUUAGACUAAUUCCAUAUAUUAUCAUAACAGCAACAAACAUAAUUUGUGUUUUCCUAUGGUCCUACAUGUAUGUUUCUUAUUGCAUUAUUAAAGCAGCCUGUUGUGGUCUUGGCAUACACCAUACACCAUAUUUCGCUAUACUAUACCACAGUAUAGUGACAUCAAAAAUUUACAGGCAGACCCCGCAAACUGUUCAUUGUUCAACUGUUUACCUCGUGUAGCAUGUAAGAUCUGGACUGAUAAGCUUUAUAUUAAUUCCAGUUUCUUGCACUUUAUGCUUAGCAAUUGUAUGUGUAUGCAGCCAUGUGUUGGAAGUAUAAAGACUGGAUAUUAUAUGACAAA